GAUUGUCAAAGAGAAAUCUCAAGACAGUAUUAAAUCAGUAAAGGACAAUGUGACGUCUUCACAGAAAUCUGCAGGAUCCAGGAAAAGUUCUAAGGCAUCUGAGACUGGCAAUGGGAUUGUUAAAGAGAAAACUCAAGAGAGUAUUAAAGACAAUGUGACAUCUUCACCUCAUGAUAAUAACUCAUUAAAAUCUGCAAGUUUGUCAAAUGUUGAGAGUGAUAAAGUCCAGGAGCAAGAUAACAAGGAAGACACUGCAGGAGAUAUCAAAAUGAAUGAUUCAUCAGAAGAAAAUCAACAGAAGAUGGAAGAAAGACCACUGUCUACUACUGACAGUGCUGUCAUUGUUGUCCAAUCACCUGACCAAGACAGCCAGCCAAUGGAAAAAGAGGAUUCCAAGCUGUCAAUGCUAUCACAUGACACUAUGGGAUCAUUAGCAGAAACAGAUGAUAAUGUAUCUUUGACUGAAGACCAGAAGUUAGCCACACAAGAAUCAGCAGCAAUGGUAGCUAAUGUUAUUGAAAUGGCUGAAGAACAUGUUCAUCAGAUUGAGGAAAUGGAGGAAGGAGAAAAUGACAGCAGCCUCGAGGAGGGGUCAGUUCAAAGUGUGAAAGAUGAGGAGUGGGCAUCUCAGAACGGAGAUUUAGAAGACAAGUCAGAUAAAACAAGUGAUGCAUCUACUCAGAUUGGAAGUACAGAACAAAUCUUAGUGCUUGAAGAAGCUAAGGAAAAGCAGGAGGAAGAUUCUGAAACUAAAGAUGUUAGUCCAAAGGAGAAAAUAGAUGACAAUGAAUGCGAUGAGAACACCAAGUUACCUCCCCUUCCUCAGAGGGCACGGCCAGCUAACUUCAAGUGUCUCUCAACCUUUGGCCAUUCCAAAUGGCCAAUUAGAAAUUAUGCCAAAUUUGAUUUUAAUGUCAAUGCUGGGCAUGGGGGUUGUGCUGGCCUAUUACUGGCGUCUGAUUUUUACGGGGGAGCAGGAAAAUGCUGCAACUCACGAAUCACAUUCCUGAGAUGUGGAUUUGACUGUAACCACUUCAACUGUGCCAAUCUUAAAGACAGCAAGGGGGAGCAUUUUGGGCCAGAGCAAGGGUACAGAGUGGACGAGGAGGGAGGCUUCUUAGGGGAUCUUCACAUGGGUAACAACCAUGUGAUGCUUCUAACAAAUGACUCCAAGAAUGGAAGACUGGGUAAUGGGAUAUUGGUAGAAGCCUCUGAAGACAAAACCAAUCUGUGUGUUAAUGUUAAUGGAAGCCUGGGGUCCGGAAAUAAAAACGGAGGAGGAACAACACUGAUUCUAUGUAGCGGGACAGUAGAAAAUAAGCCUGUGUCUGCCAUGUACAUGAUUAGUACUGGUGGCAAAGACAACUACAUGGCAAGUUGUUUAAUGUCUGGUAGUGACAAGUGGACAUACGGUGUGGGAGAAAACGGGUCUCUUCAUGUUAAUGGUCCUAGUGAUAGUCGCUAUGCAGUAUACCACAACAGGGAGGAGCUUGUUAUGAUGGAAACAGGAAUAAAGCAGUCAAACGUUCUGAUGACCCAGGCUUGGAAUGGGCAAGAGCCCACAGUAAUGGUGGACAAUGUUCCCGCUCAUGGUUGUUUUGUGAUUCUUUGUUCCAAUACUUCAGGAGCAGAUGACCAUUCUUGUGCUGGGUUUUACCUUGUGACUGUUGGAGCAGAUGGAAUUGAGACUAAGGUCAUAAGUAAACUUCAUGGAGAGGGAUACACCACUGGAGACUUGUGGAAGUUUGAGAAGUCAGGAAACAGCAUCAUUGUGACUGGUCCCAAAGGCCCAUGUCGCUAUACUGUCCUGUCUAAUGAGGAGUACAAGGACCAGCAGUAUAUAUUCCAGGACAUCUGUCUGGCUACUGGCUCCCCUCAGCCAAUCAGAAGCCAGGUGGAAAUUAACAAGGAGGGUGUACAAGGUAUUAUUGAGAAAGCUUCCAAAGUGUGCAUACAAGUUGAUGGGAAAGUUAUACGCAUUUUUGAUCCUGAUGACCUUACAAAAGUUAAAGAGGGCUAUGGAUUUAAACGUUUGUGGAAGUCUGGAGAGCUCCCAUGUGGUGCAAACAUGGUUAGAGUCCAGAUCAUCAACAAACAUGUCACAUUGGGUACAGAAGAAUGUGUCCAUUUGGAUGGCUCCCCCAGACAACUGGAGGUCCAGAAGGACUUGGUCCACUACGCCCUGAACUGUGGAGGCCCCACUUACACAGCAGUGAAUGACAUCACAUACACCAGUGAACACAGACAGUUUGCCAGCUUCACAUAUGAUUUCAACUGUGGAUCAAGAUGUUUGGCUUAUGGGAAAAAUCAUAACUUGGUCAACAUUUUGGAGCUGAUCAACAACACUCAUGAUGGCUUCUUGUAUGCUUCAGUGAGAACUAAAUACACAGAGCCCAUUGAUGAACAAAAAGUUAUCUAUACUGUGAAGACAUUAGAUGUUCCUGAUGGUGAAUACACCCUAAGGCUUCAUUAUGUUGGGAAAGGCUACAAGUCACACUCUAUCUCAUUUAAUGGAAAAUCCAUAAACAAUCAGGUGGCCAAGUUUGGAGACAAAGUGCCCGACGUCGGUGGUCAAGGACUGACAGCUUUCCAUGCAGACAUCCAGGUCACCGUUCAGAACAACAACUUUGUGUUGAACACAGAUGCCCCCAUUGCAGGCUUCGCUCUGCUAAACAAGGCUUACAAAGACCCCAGCAGGUCAGAGGAGGAGCUGAAGAAGGAGAGCGAGGAGAAGUCACGGUUGAUGGACAAGGUGGAACCUGUAAUGAGGACAGUCAUGAGGAAGGAAAUGGAGAUUGUGGGGUGGUCUCAAAACCUGAUUAAAAACUCCAGUGGUGAAGAGGGACAGCUGUCCUUCUGGAACUUUUCAGGAGAUUGGAAAAUAAUUGAGGGGGGAUACAAUGCAGAGAAAGCUUUUGUAACCUCCCACAUGUGGUGUACCAAGUACCAGGAGGUGGACCUUACCCAGCACUUCUCUGAGGAGUAUCUUGAUACAGCACCUGAGAUACAGGUUACUGAAUGGUACCGGGAAGGAGUAUGUGGCGGGGGGCAUUACAAAAUGACAGCUCUUGUUAUGGAUGGAGAUGGCAAUGUAAUGCAGCGUUACAAUUUGCCAGAAACUGGUAGAAUAUACCGUAACAACAAAUGGGAACAAGUAGGAACAACAUUCAAAGACUAUGGACCUGGAGCAAGAAUUGUCUCCAUAGAAAGUUCAGGAAAGGAUGACAAGUAUUGGGGAGGCCAUUAUGGACCAAUUAUUUCUAGCUCAGUCGUCCGUGUCAAACGAGAGGCCAAACCAGCCCAGGGGGACAAGUUUGAAGAUAUUGAACUGGAUUCAGAAGAUACCUCAAAAUUGACCAACACUGUGGACAGCCUGGUAGGAAAAGUGUUAAAAGACAACAAGGAAUUACUGGAGGAAUAUCUAGAGGAGGAAGUUGUACCCAAAUUUGAUGAAAAGUUUGAAAAGCAAGUGGAAUUAAGCCCAGCAUCAGCUGUUCAAGUUCGGAAGCCAAGGGCCAAGCGUAAGAAGAGAGAGAUUCGUGUCUUUGUGUCGAGCACCUUCAAGGAUUUUUCUCGAGAAAGAGAGGAAAUAAUCAAAAAAAGUUUCAGAGAGAUUAAUCGGAUUUGUGCAGAAAGGGGUGUUUUCUUUACUUAUGUGGACCUGAGAUGGGGGAUAUCCUCCGAACAAUCAUCAGAUGGAAAAACUAUUGCUAUCUGUUUGAAAGAGAUUGAGCGCUGCCGUCCAUACUUCCUGUGUCUGAUGGGAGAGAGGUUUGGAUGGAGUCAGAAGAGUGAUUCAAAUGAUGAGCUGCUUUCCAAGACCUACGAUUAUGCUGUAGAGAAUUACCCAUCUCUAAAGUGGAUUGAUGAGCAUCGAUACAACACCAGUGUCACUCAGCUGGAGGUCCUACAUGGAGUUUUAAAUAACAUAGAGAUGAAUACUAAGAGGAGCUUCUUCUACCUCAGAGACCCAGUACAAAUGGGGAACAUGGAGGAGAAAGAAUACAAGAAAUUCAAAUCAGAAUCUGAGUGGCAUAUGGAGAGACAGAUGGCCUUGAGAAACAUGGUGGAACAACUGGGAGAAAAAGCCAACAUCCGAACCUUCUCUCAACCAACUGAAGUUUCCCAAAUGAUCAAAGAGGAUUUACAAGUAUGCAUUGAUGAAGAUUUUCCCAUUGGGUCAGAGUUAACUCCUCUUGAACGUGAAAGAGAGGCUCACCAAGCAUUUGCUGAUGUCCGCUGUCAGGUUUACAUAGGGAGAGAGGAAUAUUUUACAGAGAUUGAUAGCAAUAUGGAGAAGGGAAUUAAUCAGCCUAUGGUACUACUGGGAGAGUCUGGCUGUGGAAAAUCUGCUCUGGUAGCCAACUGGGUGAAAAGAACUCAGAAUAAAUACCCAGAUGCCUUCAUUUUUGUUCACUUUAUUGGAAGUUCUGCAGAAAGUUCCAGUUACUUAAAAUUACUAAGGAGAUUGUACGAGGAAAUGAAGAUUUUCUUUCACCUUGACCUUGACAUUCCUAACUCGGACACGACCUUGGUGAGAGAACUGGGUAAAUGGUUGAAGAUCUGUAGUACCAGACAGAAGUGUGUCAUUGUCCUGGAUGCCCUCAACCAGCUGGACGAUGGCUCCAAAGAGGAUGGUGUGGAGCACAAUUUGUUAUGGAUACCUGGAAAUCUGCCAAAGAAUAUUUUCAUUUUGUUGUCAACUUUACCAGGAAGAGCAAUGGACUCUGUGCUUAACUUUGGUUGGCCAACAAUGAAGGUAUCCCCCCUGGAGAAUUCUCAGAAGAUGGAGAUUAUCACAGGGUACCUGGAGGGAAUUUAUGGUAAAACACUCAGUCAGGAACAGAAGGAGAUGAUAGUAGAAGCUCCACAGACCAACAAUCCCCUGUAUCUACGAUCUCUGUUAGACGAGGUGAGAAUGUAUGGUAACUUCCGAAUGUUGACGCAGAAGAUCCAGGACUAUCUUCAAGCAGACAGCCCAGGUGUACUGUUCACAAAAAUUCUGGAGCGUCUGGAGUCGGACUUUAAUUUGGAUGAUACAUCAACAUCUGGAGUUGGAAUUCUGUUGAAGAAAAAACAAAGAACAAACAUGAUUCGUGAAACAACUACUGCUAUUUGGUGUUCUAACAGAGGAAUGUCUGAAAAUGAGCUGGUGGAACUCCUUGAGGUCCCCAUGGCAGUGUGGUCCCCAUUCUACAUGUCCCUAUCUGACAGCCUCGUAAACAAGGACGGGAUCCUCAAUUUCUUCCACGACCAUCUACGACAGGCAGUGGAAAGAAAAUACCUCAGUACAGCAGAAGAGAAGAAAGCCACCUAUCUCAAGCUGGCAAACUACUUCUCUACCAAGGAGCUAACAGACAGGGUGGUGGAUGAGCUCCCCUUCCUUCUGGCCAAGGCAGGCGAACUAGACAGGCUUAAGGAGACCAUUGGUAACUUUGAUGUGUUCCAGAGGCUGAUUAAGGAUGAAGAUAGGACAUUUGAACUCAUCAAAUCCUGGCAGCUGUUAGGAGAUUACACGCUAGUGGAAGAGGAAUAUUUUAAGAAACUGUCAGAGAUCCCCGAAUCUGAGCGAGGGACUGAGAACUACUCCGCCCUUCUGGAUGACCUGGGAGGAUUUUUUGUGGAUCUUGGACUCUAUAAGGCUGCCAGAAAAGUGUAUGAGAUGCUUGUUACCGUCAUAGAAGCCAGAUACAAGGAAGACUAUACGACGGUGGUGUACAGUGCCUUCGCACAAAAGUGGAAGUAUCGGACCAGGCACCCAGAAGUACUGAAUGCUUUGCAGAAGUUGGGUUUGAUCUGUGAGAAGCUGAUGGAACUAGAUGCCAGUCGCUAUUAUUAUGAAGAUGCCAUUGCUAGACAAAACAGAGCUGUUACUCCCUCACAAAAACUACAGUUGUGUGAAGGCCUUUUGGGAUUGGCUGCUGUUAUGAACCUCAAAAAUGACAUGCCACAGUCUAAGAAACUUUUGAUACGAGCCCUGGAGCUGGCAACAGAGGUGUUGGGAAGACAGCAUCAUUUUGUGGCAGCCAUUCUUAACAAGUUGGGAGUGUUGGGAUACACACAGAGUCGUGUAGAUGAAGCCCUGGCAUACUAUCUCCAGGAUCUGAAGCUGACUCGCAGUGAGGUUGGCGUAAAUCACCCCAGGGUGGCCCGUAUCCUGGGGUCGAUAGGAAUGGUGUACGAUGACAAGAACGACAAACUGGCAGGGGAAUUGUACGAGAGCAGUCUGGCUAUGUUGUUGGAUACGUACGGAUCUGCUCAUGUUGAUGUGGCAACAGUCAGAUACAACCUUGGAACCUUUUACUUUGCCACUAACUACUAUGCUAAGGCCAAGUUUCAGUUCCAGGAGGCCUGCAACAUUUACCAGGCCUUCCUGUCUGAGGAUCAUCCAGACACCAAGGCAGCAAAGCAGGCCCUCGAGGCAGUGCCUUGAGGGGGGGGGGGGGGAGAACACUUGCCUUAAACAAAUCCAGGGGAAGUGCCUUUAAAAUGGAAGGAAGGCCUGUUUUAACAGAACUUAACCAAAGGCAGUCCUUGUUUGUUGUAAUUUAUAUCUUAACCUUAUCCGUGUGAUGUGUAAACCUUUCUGUUGUUACGUGUCAUGCUUGCUCAACCAUAAACAAACAAAUGUAAUGGAUAUGUUAACAGACAAUUUCAUUCAAUCUCCCUAGCAUCCAAACAUUUACAUGUAUGUAGCUUAGACUCUUAAAUUUGAGAAUAUGUAAGAUAAAGCUUUGAGAUUCAUGUUUAAUUAUAAAUGUAGAUGACUGUUACUUUUUCCCUUUUUUUUCACUUUAAGACAU
Molecule: messenger RNA, 6803 nt
Organism: Saccostrea echinata
Lineage: Eukaryota; Metazoa; Mollusca; Bivalvia; Ostreida; Ostreidae
Exons: 34
Coding region: 269-6433 (2054 amino acids)
Cellular component (GO): Cul4-RING E3 ubiquitin ligase complex
Molecular function (GO): protein binding
Source: RefSeq, a predicted model, not a curated record